AUGACCUGCAGAGGAAAGAAUUCACUUCACGAAUUGGAAAAGGGUAAAAACUAUGCAGAAGUGGACACAUUGAAUGUACAUCAAGCUGGACUUGACUUAUCUGAUGAUCUCUUUCCAAACGGAAUAAACUUCAGUCGUUUGACACUUUUGAAUGCAACUAAUAAUGAAAUAACAAGAAUAGGAAGACGUGGAUUUGACAAGACUCGACAUGUUCAGUUUUUGUAUCUUUCUAAUAAUAAGAUUGCACAUGCUCAGCCAGAUCCAUUUCAGUCUUUGGAAAAGUUGGAAUUACUCGAAAUGGACGAUGCACUCGAUGGAAACGGUGAAGAUAAAGCUGAUAUGCUUCGUAAUUUUUUCAAAUCCAAAAACAAUUUCAUUCAUUUAUCGAAAAUUGAACUUAACAAAAAUAGGCUCGAUGAAAUUCUCCCGAAAACAUUCUGUGGGGUUCAAGGUUUGAAGAGGUUGGAACUGUCGAACAACCGUCUUCAAUCAUUUAACUUCGCUCGUAGUUGUCUCGGAGAACUGAAAGCUCUCAUGUUGGCUGGAAAUCUUAUUCAAAAGAUUCCAGCUGACAUUUGGGAUUUCCUUCCAUCUGUUUCCAGUUUGGAUGUUUCGAACAAUCCAUUAAACUGUGAUUGUGAAACUGUUCGAUUGGUUAGAGAUGAUGACGUCGUUUUCAUCAAUCAGGCCGAAACAAAAUGCGCAUCUCCUCCAGAAGUAGAAGGAAAAAGUAUCUUCGAACUGAGAAAAGAUUACUGUAGCACUGCCAGAAAUCCCACUGGAAAAUCUUCAUUCUUCCAGUUUAUUGUUCUAUUUGUUAUUGCUGUUGGAAUUCUGUUUGCCUACAAAAAGUACCGUGAACGUCUAAGUCACAUGAGCUCAGCCCCAGUUGGAUACACAAAUCUGCAACAUGAACAAGCCGUUGAACCAGAAUUCGUGUAG
Messenger RNA from Caenorhabditis remanei, 942 nucleotides. RefSeq lists its product as uncharacterized. The coding region runs from base 1 to 942 and encodes 313 amino acids. NCBI's taxonomy places the organism in Eukaryota, Metazoa, Nematoda, Chromadorea, Rhabditida, Rhabditidae. Gene Ontology annotation, molecular function: protein binding. The record is from RefSeq and is a predicted model, not a curated record. The transcript is spliced from 8 exons.